Molecule: messenger RNA, 2434 nt
Organism: Anguilla rostrata (American eel)
Lineage: Eukaryota; Metazoa; Chordata; Actinopteri; Anguilliformes; Anguillidae
Gene: esco2
Product: establishment of sister chromatid cohesion N-acetyltransferase 2
Exons: 11
Coding region: 89-2176 (695 amino acids)
Biological process (GO): mitotic sister chromatid cohesion
Cellular component (GO): nucleus; chromatin
Molecular function (GO): protein-lysine-acetyltransferase activity
Source: RefSeq, a predicted model, not a curated record
UCACAGACGCGUUAGCCGAUGUUGUCGUCGUUAUGUUCCAAUUUUGUAUUGUGGCAUUCAUAUAUGUAAAGUUGUUUGCUUCAUCUGCAUGCUGAGUUUGAAGCUAGUUAGUUGGUGGACUAACGGUAACGUUAGAUUGUUUGUCGUAGCUGAACUCUCUUCGUUAGAAGGCCAGUCCGAACUGAAAAUGCUGCCUUACUGUACAACCAGUAAAAGGAAGCGUUGUUCUGUCAGCUCUGAGAGCAGCCCAGCAAAGAAGCAUGCUCUGAACGGAGGUUCUCCCCUCAGACGGAAGUCUCCCAGGCUGCCACAGUCUCCCCUGGGAAAUAAGGGGCAUGUUCGCAGGGAGAAAGAGAAUUUCCCAUCACCCCAGAAAUCUGCUUCACCCAGACGCCAAAGGAGCUCCCCUGCCUGUUCUCCCCUGGCCCCUAGGGAGCUGUGCCUGCCGUCCCCACUGAAAGGCUCUCCCAAGAGAGCUUCCCCAUUCAAGACCUCCGUAGGAACUGGGUGCUUCUACAGCAAGAGGAAAGCACUCUAUCUGACGCCCCUGGAGAGAAAGCUACUAAAUGAUAGCAAACCCCUCGGCAGCAAAUCCAGCACAAGCCUGUUCAGUCCCCCCAAGUCUGCAGGGAGGCUGAAAUCUGGGAAAGGCAAAAGGGCCAAACGGGUUGCCUCUUCUCCAACUCUGACGACAAGCCCGAAGGGGACCGUCGCCUUUAAAAAAAGUGCAGGAAUUGAAGGUGGAAAUGGCGGCCAGCAGAGAGAGCCGUACAAAUUUCCCUCUGUGACAUUCAGCAGCAUGAAAGCCAAGCCGAAGCCAAAGCUGUUUGUGGGAGCUGCUUUCUUCAGCACUGGGAAAAGGGCUAACACGAUGUACAAAAAAUCCAUUCAGAAAUCCACUAAGCUCAAGCCAGUCGCUAAGGUGGAGAAAAACCGAGUCCAGGUUCCGGCAAAGGAGAAAAUUUGUGAGCCCAAGAAGACGGCACCGUCUCCUUUGCGAAAUGCCGUUUUUGUGAAGAAGCCGGUUGAGGUUCCUCAGCCGCAAGCUGAACAUGCAGACAUUGAGGAGUCCACGUCCGUUGGCUGUGUCCAGGAGAAGCAGGUUCAGAGUGAACAAAGAGCCCCAGAGGCCCUGUCACCUUCUGCCCUGUCAAAGAAGUACGGGCUGGUCAAGGAAGUGAAGAUUAUUCUGAGGAGGUCUGAUACCCCCUCUAGUCCCGAGUCCUCUGCAACAGACGCAAGCUUCCAGGACUUCAGUACACAGGAAUCGGACACAGUGUUUGAGAUCAGUGACAUCCAUUUAUCAGCUGUAAAGUGCAGUCCAGAAGAAUCUCCCUCUGUGUACCCCAUCUUUGGUGCCAAGAAGCACCUGAAGAAACGGAGUCUGGCUUCCCCAAUGAAGUGCAGCACCCCUUCCACACUAACCGUCUCAGCAACAAGAAGCCUCCGGAAAAAGGAGCAGGAGAAGCUGGCGCCCGACCAGCUAAUCAUCGAUGCUGGCCAGAAGCAGUUUGGUGCCACCACGUGCUCAUCCUGUGGCAUGGUCUAUAGUGCCGACAGUCUUGAAGACAACUUUCAGCACACACAGUUCCACCAGCGCUUCCUGGACAGUAUCAAGUUUGUGGGUUGGAAGAAAGAGCGAGUGGUAGCUGAAUUUUGGGAUGGAAAAAUCAUAAUGGUUCUCCCCGAAGAUCCAAAAUAUGCCAUUAAAAAGGCUGAAGAAGUCCGGAAACUUGCAGACAACGAACUAGGAUUUCAGCAGGUCUCUCUCAGUUGUCCCAGCAAGGCUAAAACGUACCUGUUUGUGAACUCUGACAAGAUGGUUGUCGGCUGCCUGAUCACCGAACACAUCAGACAGGCCUACAGGGUACUGGAGCAACCAGAACGUACCAAGGACAUGACCAAAGAGGACUUCAUGGACCACCACAGGGCCUGGUGCUGCUCCACCUCUCCAGAGACGGCCAUUUGCGGCAUUAGCCGGAUCUGGGUGUUCAGUCUGAUGAGGAGAAAGGGCAUCGCCACACGCUUGUUGGACACUGCAAGAAACACCUUCAUGUAUGGAAGCCAUCUGACCAAGAAGGAAAUCGCCUUCUCUGAUCCCACACCAGACGGGAAACUCUUUGCCACAAAAUAUUGUGAAACGCCUGCGUUUUUGGUUUAUAACUUCAUUGGCUAAUUGCUAUAUCAAAAAAGUUGCAAGAGCAUUUUGGAAGCAAUCUGAUUUAUAUUUGCAUCUGUAUAUUAGUUCAGAUAGGAUUUAUAGCCUUCAAUGAUGUUAGCUUGUAAUUUAAAGUACAGGUUUGGUAUAGCUAAUAUGAAGACUGAUUCCUUUCUUUCCAUUCUUAAAACAGUUUAUGCCUAUUGUUUUAUAUGCAGCAUUUUACAAAUGUAAAUAGUUGAAAUAAAAGUUUUAUCCCAAAAAUUUACUGCACAA